AUGAAUUCACAAAAAUGUAAAUUAUGUAAACCAGGAACAUUUAGUUUGGGUGACCGUGUUCGUUAUGAAGAAUUUGAAUUAACAAAAUUACCAGAAGGUUUUUCUAUUGAAAAUUCCCCGGAUGAAUCUUUUGGGGGAAGAACAAUUAAAUGUGGAGGGGGAGGUUGGAGUAUUGAAGGGAAUCAAUUACGCUAUAGCUGGACACCUUGUGUUUCUACUUUAAGUAUUUCUCUACACUUAACUAGACCCGGAUUUGCUGAAUUUCAAUAUCAAGUAUCUAGAGAGAGUAAAGGGUUAAUUCAAAUGUUACAAGUUCGGAAUGCACAAUGCCAAAGUUACGGAAAUUCAAAAUCGUUAUUACUUUCACAACAAAAACAUUUAAAUAAAGAAAAUAAUAAUGAAAAAGUUAAUCAACAAGAAGGGGCUGAUAUUCGAGUACAAAGAUUAUCUCUUAGAAGAGGACAAAAUUUAAUUACUUGGACUGUAGCUGUAAAUCCAGUUCUUAGUUCGAGGAUGGAAAUGAUUAGAAUUAUUAGAAUUGAUAUUUCUGGACUUGCAUUUGCACCUGAAUGUUCAUUAUGUCCAGAAGGAACCUUUUCUUCUGUUCAUGGUGCUCAACAUUGUGAAGUUUGUGGUGAAAAUGAAUUUGCCCAGAAAGGGGCAACACAAUGUCAACAAUGUCCACCAAAUAUGUGGGCAGGUAAUUGA
This is a messenger RNA of Meloidogyne enterolobii, 708 nucleotides long. The record is from the annotation of a GenBank genome assembly. Lineage: Eukaryota; Metazoa; Nematoda; Chromadorea; Rhabditida; Meloidogynidae.